AUGCCCAUCUGCAGGGAGGGGGAGCCAGCAGUAGGAGGAAUAAACGCUCCUCCAUCCUCGUCUCCUCCGGACUUCUCCUCUUCUCGGCGUUCACCGUCGUCGGCGCUUCCAGACGGUGCCCUGGAGCAAGGCAGCCCAGAUGCUGCAUCGCCGCCACAUUACGUGGAAGUGGAGCAGCAGCUGCUCGCUGUCACAUCUGCAAAGUCCCGCCCACCUCAGGCGGACGGACGGACGGACGGACGCACGCGCGUGCGUCUUUUCACGUACGGCGGGAAAGACGCACGCCGGGAGGAGUUUCUGGCGGUGCAUAGGAGCUUCAUCAGUACUUCCGUCGACUCCAUCUCUUCCGUGCAGAGUCACCCCGGGAACGAUGGCGUCGACGCCUCCCUCGCCAUCGCCUUGACGAUGCCCUUCAGCCCGCCGUCCGGCGACAAGGACCUACAGAGGAUGCUGGGAAACAGCCGACACCCGUACCCGGGGGCGGAGGACGAAGAGGAGGAAGAGGAGGAGGAAGAAGAGGAGGAGGAGGAGGAGAUGGAGGAAGACGAGGACGGAGGGGAAGAGAACGGUGAUCUGGACGGCGGCCGCCCGGCCAAAAGCAACCCGGGACGUGCGUCCAACCCCUACUCGGCCAACCCCGCCCGUCCGCCACCGGCCAAUCCGCAGCAGCGGAGGCCGAAGGAGCGCGCGUCCGCUUCCGGGCCGCCCUCUGAGGACGCCCACAUCGCCAUGAUGGUGUUCCGCAUCGGCAUUCCGGACAUCAAACAAACGAAAUGCCUACGCUUCAACCCGGACGCGACGGUGUGGAAGGCCAAGCAGCAGGUCCUGUGCUCGCUGACCGAGUCGCUGCGGGACGUCCUCAACUACGGCCUCUUCCAGCCCGCCACCGACGGCCACGACGCCAAGUUCCUGGAGGAGGAGCGCCUGCUCAAGGAGUAUCCGCAGUCCUUCGAGAAAGGGGUGCCGUAUUUAGAGUUCCGCUACAAGACGCGAGUGUACAAGCAGACCAACCUGGAUGAGAAGCAGCUGGCCAAACUGCACACUAAGGCCAGUCUGAAGAAAUUCAUGGACUACAUCCAAACCAGCAGCGUGGACAAGAUGAGCAAGUUCUUGGACAAAGGUCUCGACCCCAACUUCCAGGACGCCGACACCGGCGAGACGCCGCUGUCGCUGUCGGUGCAGUGCGAGCCGGGCGGCGGCGAGCCCAUCCGAGUGCUGGUGGACGGCGGCGCCCACAUCGACUUCCGCGCCAAAGACGGCCUGACGCCGCUCCACAAGGCCGUUCGAGGCCACCGCCAUAUCGCCCUGCUGGUGCUGCUGUCUUUGGGCGCCUCCCCGGACUACAAGGACCGGCGGGGUCUGACGCCGCUCUACCACACUGUGCUGACAGGGGGCGACACCUCGUGCUGUGAAACGCUGCUCUACCACCACGCCAAGCUGGGCAUCAGGGACGAGAACGGCUGGGACGAAACGCACCAGGCGUGUCAAAACGGCAACUCCCAGCACUUGGAGCAUCUUCUGUUCUACGGGGCCGACUCCACCUCCCAGAAUGCAUCUGGAAACACUGCCUUGCACAUCUGUGCUUUAUAUAACAAGGAAAGCUGUGCGCGAAUUCUGCUGUACCGAGGAGCCGACAAAGAGACAAAGAACAACAGCGGCCAAACCCCCUUUCAGGUGGCCGUCAUGUCGGGUCAUUUCGAGCUGGGGGAGAUCAUCAAAAACCACCGGGAUGCCGACAUAGUUCCCUUUGUGGAGUCCCCGAAGUACGCCCCCCAGAGGCGGGAGAGCGCGCAGACGCUGAGCUUGCCUCACCCGCAGCCCUUCCUGCGCGCCAACAGCGACAGCAGCAUGAAUAUACCCGACUGGAUGGCGGCGCCCAACUCGCUCAGCGCCAACAUCGUCUCCGUGCAGGGCUUCAAACACACGGGCACCAUCCGCAGCUCUAGCAGUCCCCGAGGGGCCCGGACGCGGUCCCCUUCCCGAGGCCGCCCGGGCGACAAAGAGGACCGCGGUCGGCAGCAGAGUCGCAAGCAAGGGCCGUCCGCCGCCACCGGCGCGCAGACGGCGGGCCAGCGUCGACGCCUAUACAGCGCCGUGCCGGGACGCGUCUUUGUGGCCACGCGAGCCCACUCCGCGCAGGGAGAGCGGGAAAUCAGCUUUGGCAAGGGCGACCGGGUCAAAGUGUUGAGCGUGGGCGAAGGCGGCUACUGGGAGGGGACGGUCCGCGGUCGCACCGGCUGGUUCCCCUCCGACUGCGUGGAAGAAGUCAUGCUUCGGAGUCAAGAAGCCAGAUCAGAGAGCCGCGGCGAGCGGGCCAAGCGUUUGUUCCGUCACUACACGGUGGGCUCGUACGACAGCUUGGACGCUCCCAGUGACUACAUCAUCAAGGAGAAGACGGUGAUUCUGCAGAAGAAAGACAGCGAGGGCUUCGGCUUUGUGCUGCGAGGCGCCAAAGCUCAGACUCCCAUCGAGGAGUUCACCCCGACGCCCGCCUUCCCCGCUUUGCAGUACCUGGAGUCGGUGGACGAGGGCGGCGUGGCCUGGCGGGCCGGUCUCAGGAUGGGCGACUUCCUCAUCGAGGUCAACGGUCAGAACGUGGUGAAGGUGGGUCACCGGCAAGUGGUCAACAUGAUCCGGCAGGGCGGCAACAGCCUGAUGGUCAAGGUGGUGAUGGUGACCCGCAACCCCGACAUGGACGAAGGCGUCCGCAAGAAAAUCCCGCAGCAGAGCAAGCGUCUGAGCACGCCGGCCAUCGCCCUGCGUUCCAAGUCCAUGACGUCCGAGCUGGAAGAGAUGGUGGAAAGAGCUGCUACCCCGUGGAAAAAAAAGUCAGAAAUAGAAUCUUCGCAAGUGGCUGAGAAGAAGCGGACCGUCUAUCAGAUGGCUCUGAAUAAAUUAGAUGAAAUUCUUGCAGCGGCUCAGCAGACAAUCAGCACCAACGAGGCGACGGGCACACGGGGACAGGUGCCCAAACGGGACCGGGCACGCGCUUUCUAUAGCAAUGAGCAAAACUACGCCGAGCAAGCCGGCCUGGCGUCAGGCCUGGUUCUGGCCUACGAGCGGGGACACUACGCCACGCCGCACGGCCCACCGCACGGUAUGCUGCGGCAGAAAUCCAUCGGGGUUCCUGAAGAGGAAAAGCAGUUCCUGCAUCCGCCGGCUGUGAAGUUUGCCCGUAGUCUGUCGGUGCCCGGCCCGGACGAUAUCCCGCCACCCCCGACCACAGCGCCGCCGGACCCGCCCUUCUCCUCCGCGCCGCCCUUGGGUUGGCGAGCCAAGUCGUCCCAGCAGCCCUCCGUCUCCGCGGCGCAGUCCUCGGCCGCCUCUGCCUCAUACUACCAACCCUACUCCCAGGCGGUGCACCUCACCCACUUGGGGCGGGAGAGGACUGGCGGGACGGCGGCGGACCACUCGUCUUUCUAUUCCCAAGUGGGUGCCCACGCUCCCCAAAGCAGGACCGCUACGCGUAAAGUCGCCUAUGCCGGAGAGCCUAUCGGGGGCAUCAAAGGUGCCGGUCUUCGGAGGGGCUAUAGCAGCGCGGUCCCUCCUUCCAGCAUCGCCACCGUCAUGCCGCAGCAACAGCAGACGGCUCAACAACAACGGUUAGAGCGAAGUGCGACCGGAGCAGGAGGUCCUAAAGGCGGCGCCCGGAGAGGCAAGGGUCCCCUGGUAAAACAAUCCAAAGUGGAGGACCUGCGAGCAGCUCAAGGCACACUGGGAGGCAAAGUGGAGAAGAGCUCCAUCCCCAUCCCCACCAUCAUCGUCAAGGCGCCCUCCACCAGCAGCAGCGGCCGUAGCAGCCAGGGCAGCAGCGUGGAGGCCGACACCCCUGCCCCCGGAAAGGCGGAUGACUCCAAAGCCCAUCGCGGUGCUCACCCCCGCACUUGCGCUCCUCAGCCCCCUGCGCCGCCGUCCGUCCCCGCGCCGCCUCCCCCGUCGCUGCCUUCCGUGCGAGCUCAGGACGGGCUGGACUACACCAGCCAGUUCGGGGCAGCGGUGGUGGGCGCGGCUCGGCGAGAUCGCGAACGCUUCCACGAAGCCCGCAGGAAAAGCGCUUCUCUUUUCAUGUCGGCGGAUGAGGACAUGGGUCUCGGUAGCGACGGAAUGGGAGGACUUACGCGGGCUCACCUGUCGCAGCAGCAGCUAAAUACGCAAGCGGAAAGUUCUUCCUCAAAACUGCGGCCCUCAAAGUCGAUCGACGAGGGAAUGUUCUCUGCGGACACCUUCAUCCACCAUGCCCGUAGCAUGCCUCCAGCCUUCGGGCUACCCGAGUACUCAUCGCCCGCCCUGGACUAUCAGCCCAAGUCGGUGCCCGCCGACCUGUACACCACCGCGGGCAGGCAGUCCGCCGCCUCUUCCUCCACUUUUAUUCACCCGCUGACAGGAAAGGCUCUGGACCCCACAUCACCGCUGGGCCUCGCUCUGGCAGCCAGAGAACGUGCACUACGGGAUGACAGCAGGUUAAGAAGGGGCCCGGAACGCCCCUUCAUCCGCCAGAUGUCCAGCGUGGUCUUCCCAUCGUCUGUCACCUCGCAGCCGGUGUCGUCCUCCGCCCAGUCCUCCAGCUCCUACUUGGUCACUUCCUCUUCAUUGGCCGCCACCACUCCUUCUGUCGGACGGCCGCCCUCUCCCAGAAUCGUCAGAGGGGGCGUGUGGCCCGAGGAGAGCGGCGCUGCCGAAAGAGAACGAGAAAGCGGGGGCGCCCGUGAGGGACUCAGAGUUCGCUUCUCAGAAGACAAAACUGUCCACACGCACCACUACCAAUCUCAGCCAUAUCAACCCGGUUUUAAGGAGAGGGAGCGGUCGAGGGAGCGAGACAGGGAGGCCUCGAGGGACGUAGAGCGAGAGAAAGAGCAGGCCGGCUACAUGAGGAGAGCAGAACAGGCCGCAAAUGAGCAGGCAUCGCAGCAGCCUCGGCGACCCUCAUUCCUCAGAAUGGAGAGUCAAACUGACGCAUACGGCUUGUCUCCUAACGCAACCUCCACACUACCGAGCAGUACUCAGCCGACGGUUAAUGCUACAGGGAACACUGGGUCCGGCCUGAUGGUUCUUCCGCCCCCCGCUCCGUCGGUAGACGCAGACGACGAGUUUGUCUACGCCGAACCUCUCCCGCCGCCUUUAGAGUUUGCCAACAGCUUCGAUAGGGGAUAUACGCAACAUCGGCUUCUCCCCAACAUUAACCAACAGAAGGCGCCGCCUCCCCCCCCGCCGCCGCCUCCACCGCCGCCUGCCCAGAAAGAAAUGUUUGGAAGUGCGUUUCCCGCUCACACGCCCCUGCCUUCGCCGCAGGCGGGCGACUCCACUGCCUCCAGCCUCACGUCUUAUGACAGCGAGGUCGCUAACCUGACUCAAUCUGCUCACUCCCCCUCCCAGACAUCACCCAACCCACCUCCUCCCCACUCACCGUCUAUCCUGCAGCCUACGUCAACAGGUGGACCCCCGCCUCCGCCCUCGGUGUCACCGCCCCCGCCUCCUGGCUCCUAUCACCGUCCCUUAUCCGUGGCCCAUCCCCACCACCUGUACAACAGCACCCAUGCUCCCGGGCGCUCCUCACCCACUCCUCCGCUCACCGUAACGCCACCUCCCGCCUACCGGGGUCCCCCUGCGCUUUCCUCCACGGCCGCUGCCUCUGCCCCUCUGAGGGGCGCAGCCUCAUUUGCCACAACCACGAGCUGUGCCACCACAACUACCGCCGCCCCAACGAGCACUUCCACGCAGCUCUACCACGAGCGAACGCACGGUACAUAUGCGGCCCCCGUCCAGAGCGCCCACCACAGGACAGCGGAGCGCCAGCGGCCACCUCCUGCUGCCAAAAAGGGAGAAUCCCAGGAGACGGUGGUGGAUUCCGGAAUAGAAGAGCUGGACAGCCGCAGUAGUAGCGACCACCAUUUGGACAGCAUCCUAGCUAACGUUCGAGCCGACAGAUUAGACCGAGGGGAGAGAGGGGGUGGUCGAUUAGUGGGCGGGACGGCAGAAUCGGGGGAGCGUGGGGAUUUUCUCGAUUCUUACAUGAGCUACCUGGACGGGCAAACCUUUGAAAUGCAGAACGCAACAGCGGCAGCUUCAACCUACCCGAAGAGCAGCCGAUUAAGGGAGGGAACUCGAGGGGGUGAGCUCCACAGACAGACCGGCACUGCCCCCGCAUCCUUCCUCUCUCACAGGCGAAGAGAUGACCAAGAACAGGAAGAAGAAGAGGCUGAGGAGGGUGCCACAACGGCAGACGAAAGCAACCAGGACGGGUUUGGGAUGAGAGACAUGCAGAAUUUAGGACGUCCUAGCUCACCUUACUUUGACCGUCCACGCACUCCCGAGAUGAAGCCUCUUUGGGGCGAGGGUCAAAUGGGGGGUGACGCCGGGGGGCAGUUCGGGGCACUCUUAGAGGGGAAGAAGAUUUACAGCCAGGUUUCAAGUAUAAAGCCAAACAUGAUGGAGAUGAGCAACAAACUACAGCAAAGAACCAAGGACAACUGGAGCAGCCAGAGACCACUUGGCAGACACAGAUUCUCCGAAGAUUCAGCCUCAGCUCUGAGUCCGCCGUUGGCUCGCUCCCAGUCACCUUCGCCAAUCUCUUUAUCGCAACCUUCCCUGUGUCCCUCCCCGACCCCCGCUUCCCAAUACCCCAACUGGGGACGGUCGCCGUCCCCUCAGCCUACUUCCCCGUCUCAGCCUCCCCGUUCUCAUUCCCCGCUAUCCCCUACAUCGUAUUCGCCUUAUCCCACCUCCCCGAAGCACAGACCCGUCUACCGGACCAAAGCCCUGGAGUUCCAGUUCAUCCCGAGUCGGGAUCCCCGCAAAGCUGAGCCUCACAUGCUCCAGCGGAGGAGGGCGCCCAGUCCUCUCAUCUCCCCGUCAGAGAGGCCUAAACUGGGGCCCCCCCGUCCAUCGUCCCUCCCUCUGCUGCCCACUUCUCCUCUGUACAGCGCCAUGUACGACCUACGGGGCUCAAUCACCCCACCCUCGCCCGGUAACCCUCUCGGCGACCCCUACUUCUCACCCUCGCCGCCCCUCUUUGCACCGUCCGGUGCCCCUCCACCUCCAAACUCCACCUUGGUCGUUUCUCGGUCUCUUUCGCCCACUCACUUCCUGUCCGGGACAUCCUCGCCACCCCUUCACCCUCUCCCUCCGCCCACCUGUCUGAGCUACCCCCACCUGCCGCCCCCGUCCCCGACCAAGCCUUUCGCCUCCAAGCCGCUGCCCUACUGGACCAAGUACGACGUGGCCGACUGGCUGGGCUACCUGAAUCUGGCCGAACAUCGCGACCGCUUCCUGGAUAACGAGAUCGACGGGACCCACCUGCCCUCGCUCACCAAAGACGACUACCUGGAUUUGGGCGUCACCCGCGUGGGCCACCGCAUGAACAUAGAACGGGCCCUGAGGUCGGUGAUUGAGAGGCUUUCCAGCAGCCCCUUUCCCAUGUCGGUCCUUUCGCCUCGAGACGAGGGCAGGAUGGAUGACGGGAGUCGGAGUUGA
Messenger RNA from Nerophis lumbriciformis (worm pipefish), 7470 nucleotides. NCBI's taxonomy places the organism in Eukaryota, Metazoa, Chordata, Actinopteri, Syngnathiformes, Syngnathidae. The record is from RefSeq and is a predicted model, not a curated record.